This is a messenger RNA of Cuscuta campestris, 1455 nucleotides long. The record is from the annotation of a GenBank genome assembly. NCBI's taxonomy places the organism in Eukaryota, Viridiplantae, Streptophyta, Magnoliopsida, Solanales, Convolvulaceae.
ACUCACUUUGCCAAGCGCCCGAUCUCUCCACCUCGCGUGCUCCCGGAGUUGUUUCCCCAAGACAAAGGGUACCACGACCUCGACAACCAACUCCAAGCGUCGGGUUUGUGGCCAUUCGUCUCCAAGAGCCGCUCGAGCUUCAAUCCCGCCUUUGUCCGGGCUUUCUAUUCCAAUCUCCGCCGUGACGGGGACACCAUUCACAGCAGCAUCAAUCUCUACGACAUAGAGAUUGAUUUGCCUACCUUCGCUCGGGUCGCAGGGCUGCCCAUCCGUGGUGACGACAUCGCAACCUAUGGUGGCAAUGAUUGGAUCCUCAACAACGAGGCGGUGGUCAUCCGAGAGCUUGGGAUCACCAACCUCAUCCGUCACAGCGGCGCACCGACGAUUCACUCGGCCCCACCGGACCAGCGCCUCCUCCUCUAUAUCAUCACCCAGAUUCUCCGCCCCAGGGACAGCAGCCAUACCUCGCUCUUCAACGAGGACUUGAAGGCGAUUCAUGCCAUCAUCCACGGCGCCUCCAUCAACUGGGCGAAAUUCGUCAUGAUCCACAUGGCGGAUUGCGCCUCCAUCGCCACUGAGCGGAGCUUGCCAUACGCCUUCCUCGUCAUGGACCUCAUCAUCUCCGCCGACAUCUCCAUCGCCGGCCCGGAUACGAAGAUGACAAAGAUUUGGAUCAUCCAAGACAGCACCUUCCGGAAGAAUGGAUGGCAUGGGCAGUCAAUCGAGCGGAUGGACUGGACGCUGCAACGCCAACACCACGACAUGACGGCGUUCUUUCGCGGCGUCAACUACGUCCCGCCGCCCUUUGACAGCACCUUCCUCGGCCAAAACUAUGAAGGCGAGGACGAGGAGGAUAACUCCUAUGCACCAUCCUCCUCUCCCGACGAGGCCGAUUUUGAGGACGCGGUCGACGGGGAUCCCAUGGACGUUGAGGACGACGAAGAAGACGAUGACGCCGAGGACGAGGACGCCUCUGCCUAAAAUCUUCUUUCUUUUCCUUCCUUCCUAUGAUUAUUUUUUUAAUUAUUUCCAUUCCGUUGUAUUCCGCAUUUUCUCCUUUCUCAUGAAUGAAAGUUUACUUUUUUACUCCAAAGUUCACUUUUAAUUCUUUUUGUUAAUGUCAAAAGGGGGAAGAUAUCAAGGUUAUGCAUAAAUUGAGGGGGAAUUAUUUUUCAAAUAAAAUGGCUUCCAUUAAGGGGGAACACUUUUUAAAGUCUCAAAGACUUCCUCAUAUGCAUAACCUCAUCUCGUUUGCAAUUAUCAAAAAGGGGGAAAUUGUUGAAACACGGGCAUGUCACGUUUUCGUACUAAAGCCGUGUUUGUUUUUAUGACAGGUUUUGAUAAUGCCAAACCGCCGUGAUCAAGUCAAACUUUGAAUAUACAAGGCGAAGAAGGAAGACAAGAACAAGAGCUAAAAGAAGACCAAGAACGAAGACCUUAGUCUUAGUGUCGUUG